Messenger RNA from Rhinolophus ferrumequinum (greater horseshoe bat), 2429 nucleotides. It is a transcript of the gene DEPDC1B, whose product is annotated as DEP domain containing 1B. The record is from RefSeq and is a predicted model, not a curated record. Lineage: Eukaryota; Metazoa; Chordata; Mammalia; Chiroptera; Rhinolophidae. Gene Ontology annotation, biological process: positive regulation of Wnt signaling pathway; intracellular signal transduction.
CGCGAUUCAAACUGCGGAGCUGUCGGUUCCCGGAGAACAGAGCUGUCGCGGCCGCAGCCGCCGCUGCGUGCGGGCCAUGGAGCACCGCAUCGUGGGCCCCGGGCCGUACCGGGCCACCAAGCUGUGGAAUGAAACAGUUGAGCUUUUUCGUGCUAGAAUGCCAUUGCGGAAACAUCGCUGUCGUUUCAAAAGUUAUGAACGUUGCUUCACGGCGGCGGAAGCUGUGGAUUGGCUACAUGAGCUACUGAGGUGCACAAACUUUGGCCCCGAGGUGACUCGCAAACAAACGGUCCAGCUGCUUAAAAAAUUUCUGAAGAAUCAUGUUAUUGAAGACAUCAAGGGAAAAUGGGGUCAGGGAUUUGAAGACAAUGGUCACUUGUACAGAUUUCCUCCUUCUUCACCCUUGAAACCAUAUCCAAAGAGGCCCCCAAAUCCAAAAGAUGUUAUUAAAUUUCCAGAAUGGAAUGAGCCCCCACCAGGCACUUCACAGGAGAACAUCCCGGUGAGGCCGGUUGUGAUGAAUUCUGAGAUGUGGUUCAAGCGUCACAGUAUCGCUAUUGGAGAGGUGCCGGCUUGUCGUCUAGUCUCCCGCAGACAGCUGACAGAGGCCAACGUAGAAGAGAUAUGGAAGUCUAUGACGUUAUCAUAUUUACAGAAAAGCCUUGGACUAGAUUCUUUAGAAGAAGUUCUAGACGUUAAACUUGUCAACUCCAAGUUCAUCAUCCAUAAUGUAUAUAGUGUGAGCAAGCAGGGAGUUGUUAUCCUUGAUGACAAGUCAAAAGAACUUCCUCAUUGGGUACUGUCAGCAAUGAAGUGUUUGGCAAAUUGGCCUAAUUGUUCGGAUUUAAAGCAACCUAUGUACUUAGGAUUUGAGAAAGAUGUCUUUAAAACUAUAGCAGAUUACUAUGGUCACUUGAAAGAGCCUCUGCUUACAUUUCAUCUUUUUGAUGCCUUUGUCAGUGUAUUAGGUUUGUUACAGAAAGAGGAAGUGGCCAUUGAAGCAUUUCAGAUUUGCUGCCUCCUCCUACCACCUGAAAAUAGGAGAAAGUUACAGCUGCUGAUGAGAAUGAUGGCCAGGAUCUGUUUAAAUAAAGAGAUGCCACCACUCUGUGAUGGCUUUGGCACCCGGACACUGAUGGUUCAGACAUUUUCCCAUAGCAUCUUGUGUUCCAAGGAUGAAGUGGACUUGGAUGAGUUAUUAGCUGCUAGGCUGGUGACAUUUCUGAUGGACAAUUACCAAGAAAUUCUGAAAGUCCCUUUGGCCUUGCAGACCUCUAUAGAGGAGCGCGUGGCUCACCUACGAAGAGUCCAGAUUAAAUAUCCAGGAGCCGACAUGGAUAUCACUUUAUCAGCUCCAUCAUUUUGCCGUCAAAUCAGUCCAGAGGAAUUUGAAUAUCAAAGAGCAUAUGGCUCUCAGGAGCCAUUAGCAGCUUUGUUGGAGGAAGUCAUAACAGAUGCCAAACUCUCCAGCAAAGAGAAGAAGAAAAAAUUGAAGCAGUUUCAAAAAUCCUAUCCUGAAGUGUACCAAGAACGAUUUCCUACACCAGAAAGUGAAGCACUUCUGUUUCCUGAAAAACCAAAACCAAAACCACAGCUGCUCAUGUGGGCACUGAAAAACCCUUUCCAACCAUUUCAAAGAACUAGAAGUUUUCGGAUGUAAUGCUUCCAUAACCAUUAGAGAUCUCUGUUAUUUUGAGUAAAUGGGUAGUUAGAGAGUAUGGUGGUGGAAGAAAGAAGAGCAGAAAAUAUAGACUACUGAAAUAUAAGAUUAUCUGACUUCAAAAAAUGUUGAGCCAUUAUCAGUAUUUUUCUGAAACUCAAUGCUAUUUUUAAAGUGUAAAAAUCAGUUAAAAAUUAUGACACAAAUAUAUGGGGUAAUGUUAACAUGUUUGUAAUUUUUAGAAAAUUUAAGAGUAUUUUUAUUUGUUGUUUUUCAUGGUGUUUAUGAAAUAACUGUGUGUACGUCCUAGUUACUGAUGUCUUUAUUCAAACAAAGUCUUAAAAAUAGUGUAUAUGCUUGAAUAAGAAAGACACUGGGUACUGUUACUGUGAUGCUAUUGACUUAAUAGCCAAUUGUGAUAUCUCCUGUGUAAAUUCUGUUUUUCAUUGUUGCACAAAGAUUCUUAAAUGUCCUGCGUUGUGAUGGCUGUGUCUUUUAUUGCAGAUUUGUUGGAGCUAGGACAGAUUUUACUAAAGCUGUUUCUUUUAUAACAUAUAUAUUUGUUGGUAUUUACCUGUAAGCAGUAUAUUUUCAUCUGCCAGGAGUGGUAUAAUUUCAGUCUGGCUAGAGAUGGAAAAUUGAACGGGAUAAAUUCGUUCCAUUCCUUUAGAUAUGUGAUUCUAAGUCAAAUCUUUAUUGUUUCAUGAAAAACACAAAUGGAUUAAGUAAAAUGAGACUACUUUCUUUAUUAAUAUAUUUCCUCAAGCCU